Leguminivora glycinivorella is the source of this 2721-nucleotide messenger RNA. It is a transcript of the gene Vps2, whose product is annotated as charged multivesicular body protein 2a. Gene Ontology annotation, biological process: protein transport; late endosome to vacuole transport; endosome transport via multivesicular body sorting pathway. The record is from RefSeq and is a predicted model, not a curated record. Gene Ontology annotation, cellular component: ESCRT III complex; multivesicular body. NCBI's taxonomy places the organism in Eukaryota, Metazoa, Arthropoda, Insecta, Lepidoptera, Tortricidae.
UUGACAGAAGUUUAGUGAACUCAAAGGAAAUCCCUUUUUUGGGUAAACAAAAUUUUGUUUCCCAACCAAAACUAGAAAUUGGUUAAUAAAUAAGUCCCAAAAAGUGCACUUCUUUUAAACCUAAGUCGUCUUAAAAAGGUGACCUUGUAGUGAGUUGAAUGCUGAAUAUCGAACGGUGAAUCAUCACAUCACAUCACCUACUGUAUUUACGCAUAGACAGGUUCAAGAGACCAGCUACCAUGGAGUGGCUGUUCGGGCACCGUAUGACGCCGGAAGAGAUGCUGCGCAAGAACCAGCGCGCGCUGAACAAGGCGGUGCGUGACCUGGAGCGCGAGCGGAUGAAGAUGGAACAGCAGGAGAAGAAACUCAUUAACGAUAUUAAGAAGCUGGCUAAAGAGGGACAGAUGGAUGCAGUAAAAAUAAUGGCCAAAGACCUGGUGCGCACACGUCGCUACGUCCGCAAGUUCAUGCUGAUGAAGGCCAACAUCCAGGCGGUGGGGCUCAAGAUCCAGACCCUCAAGUCACAGAGCACCAUGGCGCAGGCCAUGCGGGGCGUCACGCGCGCCAUGGCCACUAUGAACCGCCAGCUUAACAUGCCACAGAUACAGAAGAUACUGCAGGAGUUUGAGAAGCAGUCGGAGAUUAUGGACAUGAAGGAGGAGAUGAUGAAUGACUCCAUUGAUGAGGCGAUGGAGGGUGAUGAAGACGAGGAGGAAAGUGACGCGGUGGUGGGGCAGAUCCUGGAUGAGUUGGGGUUGCAGCUCAACGACACGCUGUCGGGUCUGCCACAAGCUACGGGAUCUCUUUCAAUAUCAGCGAAAACCCCCUUGGCGCCGCAAGCGGUGGCGGGGGGCUCGGGCGCGGGGGGCGGGGGCGGCGCGGGGGCGCCCGACGCCGACGCCGAGCUGCAGGCGCGCCUCGACAACCUGCGCCGCGAGUAGCGCCGUCUACACUGUGGUAUAACACACAUGGCAAAUAUACGACAGGUAUAAAGGAGAAAAUAAAAAGUGUCAAUAUUCAACAUACAGUGUGUUACCACCAUACCUCUGCCACACACUCGACGAGCGGCGUGGGAAGUAGGCAGAGGCAUAGUGUGCCGCGCUACUCGUCAUGCUCCUCGUCAUGCCCACCGCUCCCUAUUCUGUCGGUUUUUUAACGCGAGUCGGCGGGCCGUCAACAACCUAGUGCGAUAAUCGCGCGAGUAGGGCAGUGUGUGGCGGGAGAAGGCAACAUCGCAGCAGCGCGAGGGGCAUAGUGUGGCAGAGGUAUCAGACAUUUGUUAAAACUGAUCACCGUUAGCGAUCGUUAGCAUAUAUUAGCAAAUCAUAUUUAUUUAAAUUAAAUUCAAAAUCAAUUUUAUGAAAUCGCCGCAUUCAAUGUUCCGCGUGCACGUCGUAAUUGUCAUUACAUCGCAAAUGAAUACUUAUGAGCUGUGUGUGUGUGUGUGUGAUUGCCCUUACCUGAUAAAUAAGUGUGUUGUAAAUUGCUGGAAAUAACAAUUUUGUUAGAAUGUUUAUACAGUCUUUUUUAAUUUAUUAAUUAGAUCAUGAUUAAGUCAAAUAACUACGUUAAAUUACGCUCCUUUAAAAAAACUUAUUUGCUGAUAGUGGUAACACACUGUAUAUGUAUUGAUUUAUGUGAUGGCCGUAUUAAUGCGCUAGCAACACUCAGCAGUUGACGACAAAUAAUUCAAAGAUUGAUAAACCAUAAACCAAAACAUUAAAGGUGUUGAUAUUACAGGAUUGGCAUUUUUUAAUUUUUUAUACUUGUUUCUCAGACUGUGGCACAUACAAACUGUAAGUCGUUUCGCAAAAAUUGGCAUAAAUAGCAGUGGCGGGGCGUGAAAAUUUUCGUUGGUAAAGCCGGAGGGGUUUUUGGAAUCUGUUUUGUAUGGACUUCUACAGAUACUAGAGAAUUUUAGGGAACCCGUUGGGAAUCGAGUUGUAUUGACGCUCCGCCACUGAUAAAUAGUAUAAACGAAUGACAAAUCCAUACUAAUAUUAUAAAUGGGAAAGUAUGUUCGUCUGUUUGUUUGUCCGUCUUUCACGGCAAAACGUAGCGAAGAAUUAACAUGAUUUUUUAAGUGGAUAUAGUUGAAGCGAUGGAGAGUGACAUAGGCUACUUUUUGUCUCUUUCUAACGCGAGUGAAGCCGCGGGCAAAAGCUGGUAUAUUAUAUUUAUACUAUAAAACUAUCAAAAGCCUCAAUUUUAUUGAUUAAUUUAUAUGAUAAUCACAGAUAUUUUCAUUCACUCAAUAAUCCUAUUUGUGCCAAUUUAGUGUUUUAAAAAUCGCUUUAGCUUCACACCAAUUGUACUGAUAUAUUGUAGGAUCAAUCUAAUCUUUCAUUUUAAUCUUUAAAAAAAAUGUUAGCAAGAAAAAAGCUAAGCGAACAAAAUAAAAAAAUACAUGAACUACUAUUUCUUGAUCUGAUUAUUUUGUUUAUCCCAUAAAUAAAGAGUUCCAAAAAGUCAGGGGUUUCCAAGCUAAAGCCAGCGCAGCGGCUACAUUAUACCGCUAAUUUGGCCCAAAACAGGAUCUAAAUUCUACGCCCAAGACACUGGAAACUAACAAAAGAUUGUCGCUCCCGUGUAAAUAAGAGAGACGAGACGAUACCACGAGCGAGUUAUCAGGGGCGGCUCACUCCGCUAUUCUGUCGCGCUACAAGCCGGUCUCCAUCCUUACUUGGUGGAUAUUCCACGAAUCCGCACGAAGCGCUUUAC